Molecule: messenger RNA, 7141 nt
Organism: Tachysurus fulvidraco (yellow catfish)
Lineage: Eukaryota; Metazoa; Chordata; Actinopteri; Siluriformes; Bagridae
Product: stress response protein nst1
Exons: 14
Coding region: 362-5500 (1712 amino acids)
Source: RefSeq, a predicted model, not a curated record
UCUCUUUCUUCCGGUUUUCCUCAGCGGUUUGUUUGCGACAGUUUAAAAAAUAAUAAGAGAAAUAAUUUAAGAGGUUAUUUUGUGUCCCGGUGUUGAUUAAAAGUGUCUGUGAUGGGAAAUAAAGCCGAAAUGUGAGUGUGAGGAACCUGCUGGAUGUUAAGUUUCAUCCUAAACUAAAUUCCUGUAUCAGGGAUUAUGAACUAAUUUGGAACUGGAUCAGGUUUCCUGCAUGUAGGAACCAGAACAUUAAAGACUGCAGCAGCAUAACUCCGCCCCCUCCUCUGUGAUAUGACAUCAUCCAGCGGUUACCACAGAAACCAGGGCUCUGCUGCAGACAGUUGACAGCCAGGCAGGUGCAGUGAUGGCAACCCAGGUGGAGCUCGAGCCUGGAAUGAUGAGCAGCCGUCUGCUUGCGAGUCCACUGACCGAUUCGAGUAACAAAACCCUCAUGGACGAUCCAUCCAUCAUAAGUUCAGACCCCAAGAAACCAACCCCUGGCCCCAAACCAAGACUCACACCAAAACCUUUUGCUCUGCAGAGAAAUACUACGAUAAGACCUAUUCUUGCUCCCAAACCUCAGCCCAAACCCAAACCGGAGACAUUGUCUAAACCAGAGCCACCAAGCAAAUCCAAGCCAACAUCUCCACCCCUUAAAUCUGAAACUGCACCAGCGUCCGGACCAGGCAGCAAACCAGAGUCUCCAACGUUAAAACCAGAACCUUCUCCUCCUUUCAAUGAUCCUGGUAAACUCAAGCAAACCGAGACAGGAAGUGUGGUACGAAGAACAAGUUUAGCAUAUCAGUCCAAACCUACAGAAUUGGGUUCUCGAGCUAAAACCGGUGGUUCUAUUACUCGGGCAAAAUCUAUGGGCUUCCUCGGUAGUGUGGGUUUGGACGAGGAUGUGGGUAAAGAGGGUGACGAGGUUGUUCGUCGUCCUCAGGUAACACGAAGCUCCAGGCCAAGACCAGUGUCAGACAUUUUCCUGCCAGAACCCACUGACUCUUCCAGUUCUGUCUCACCCCGGCCGGACAGACGACCUCUUUUGUCUGACCUCACCGCCAAAUUCGAGCCCACCAUACAGAGGCAACUAUCAACAGGGGAGAGCAAGGAGAACACCCCGGAGACUCCGACCCCAGAGAACGGUCUUAGGAGGAGAGACAAGGAUGUAGAAAGAGGUUUUAAGAAGAAGGAUGUUGAAGGACAGGAUGCAAAGCAGUUGGAAAGAACAGGAAGUAGUAUAAAGAGCAGGAUUAGUCGUCUUAUGGACUCGUCUUCUUCCACAUCUUCUGUUCCUGCAGCGCGAGUUGCCGAGCCUCGUUCUCCACCGCCACCAAUCUCAGACACCGACGGAGUUGUUGGAGUGAAACAGCGAAUCAAAGAGCUGACGGAGGAUUUCUCCACCGCUCAGACUGCACUCCCGAAGCCACAGGUUAAGCCCCGCCCACUUCCAACAGAUAGAACAAAACUCUUUGCGUCAGAUGCAGAAAGCACGAGCUCCAGCGAGCUUAGAAGUGUCCAGGAAGACGUUCAAGAGGAGCUCAAAAAAAAGCCCAAGGAAUUUCCUUCAGCCGGGCAGACGAAGCCACAGGAAGACCAGGACUCGCCUGCUAAUGAGACCAGCGGUGUCCAGACUGUCAGAGCAUCAGUUUUUGAGAAUGUGGUGGAGAAACAUAGCGUCCAAAUGAUGGAGGAUGCUAACUCCAAGUUGGUGAAGCCCACCCCCAGACGCAGCCUCUCUCUCCGGACAAAAGGAAGCUCGUUGAGUAGCGUGGACGACGAAGACGAAAGAUCUCUGGUCAAGGCUACGUACCAUACUUUGGUGUCUCCUUCCAGUCCAAAACGCAUCGAUCACAUUUUUGACAUGGUGACGGCGGUCGAAGAGAGUCGUGCAGUUAGCGAAAACAUUCCAUCUGCACAUCUGGAAGAGAAGGCUCUUACUCUUCGAAGGUCCAACACAGAGGAAAGGCAAAACUCUGUGAAUGAUGAAAUCCCAGGAACUAAAGACACCAGCUUUACCGCGGGGUCUAAUAGCUUGUUUAAAGACAAAGGCAGAGAAUCGACCGGUUCUGCUAUGGAGAAGGGUAAUACCCGUUAUCUCAGAGUGGGAGCGCUGCCAAAAUGGGACGAGCCUUUUGGCGAUCCAGAAAGGGAUUUGGAAUUGGAAAAGCAAAGGGAGAUUUUGAGGAAGAUGGAGGAGGAGAUCCAGAGGCAGACGGAGAUCAACAUGGCCGCGAAAGCAGAUAUCGAAAAUGAGGAAGAAAUGGAAAAAGAAAAAGCUGCAGCUUCUCAACAGUCGAAGGUACCAGAAACCGUGGAUCGACAGACGACAAGACCGAGAGCAACUUAUUUUGCUGUGACGGGGCAAAUGAACGAGACCGUACACCAGAGAGCAGGAAUAGACAAGGAAGCCAUGUUCAGGAGUGAGACGAGAGAAAUGGCUGAAGACAGAGUUAACCCACAGAUGGAAUUCGAGGACUUCUCUGUAAAAUCUGGGCUAAGAAGUUUUCACAAUCGAGUGCCAUCGAUGAGAAGGAACCCGUCCCUGGAAUUGGCUUUUAGGAAAAGUUCACAAGAAGGGCUGCAAAUCGGUGAGGGUGGAGAUGGGACACAGUGGACCAGAGGACAAGAAAAGGAGAAGGAAUAUCAGAGAGCAAUGGAGCAAGAGUUGGAGAGAAAGAAACUAGUGGAGUUUGAAAAGAUGAUGGAGCUAGAACAUCAGAGAGAGUUGGAGAAGGAAAGAGAGAGGCAGAGGGAGUUGGAGAAGGAAAGAGAGAGGCAGAGGGAGUUGGAAAAGGAACGAGAGAGGCAGAGGGAGUUGGAGAAGGAAAGAGAGAGGCAGAGGGAGUUGGAGAAGGAAAGAGAGAGGCAGAGGGAGUUGGAGAAGGAAAGAGAGAGGCAGAGGGAGUUGGAGAAGGAAAGAGAGAGGCAGAGGGAGUUGGAGAAGGAAAGAGAGAGGCAGAGGGAGUUGGAGAAGGAAAGAGAGAGGCAGAGGGAGUUGGAGAAGGAAAGAGAGAGGCAGAGGGAGUUGGAGAAGGAAAGAGAGAGGCAGAGGGAGUUGGAGAAGGAAAGAGAGAGGCAGAGGGAGUUGGAGAAGGAAAGAGAGAGGCAGAGAGAGCUGGAAAGACAGAGGGAGAGACAGAAAGAGAUGGAGCGACAGAGAGAAUUGGAGAGGCUAAAGGAAAUCGAAAGACAAAAGCAACUAGAAAAGGAACGACAGAUCCAAAUGGAAUACGAGAGGAGAAGAGCUGCUGAGAGAGAGCUGGAGCAGCAGAGGGAGGCUGAGAAGCAAAGGCAGAAAGAAAUUGAGAUAGAGAAAGAGAGAUUACUAGAGGAGGAAAGGAUGAAGCUGAGGGAGUAUGAGAAACAACUGGAGAUGGAAAGAGAAAGGAGGCUGAGAGAAAUCGAACGAGAAAAACAAAGGGAUCUCGAACGGCAGAGAGAGCUGGAGAGACAGAAAGAACUGGAAAGGCAGAGAGAGCUGGAGAGACAGAAAGAACUGGAGGACAUGGAGAGAUGGAUGCAGUCAGAGAGACACAAAGCACAGGAAAGGGAAAAACAAAGAGAGAUGGAUGAUCUCAAGAAGAUCCAGGAACUCGAGAGACAUCAGCUUCUCGAGUUCCAGCUUAGGAAGGAGAGUGAGGCUAGCAGGAAGAAGCAGGAAGUAAUGGAAGAAAGGCAGAGAGAGACUGAACAGGGAAAGAGAGGUGUAGAAUCUCCUCUGCGACCCAAAGUGCUCGAUCUGGAUAACGUUUCUCUGGGCGAUCGCUUUGGUGCCAGUCUGAGCAGUGAUCAGAGCCCAACACCCAGAUGGAGGCAGCCUACAAAUCGUGAAGAAGAAGCUUACAGACCAUUAAUAUUAGAUGUCGACUCCUUUAAAAACCAAACACAACCCGGAGUUUCUGUGGAUUCCUUCGGAAUGCCUGCAUUCUCAAGUCUGGAUUCGGUUCGAGCCAAUCCCAUGACUCCACCCAGUGGAGCGAAAUCAGGGUCUCCGAUUUAUUCUCAGCCUUUGUUACAGAACCUCCAAAGAGAUACACCACCUCAGGCUCAGCUGCAGGCUCCUUAUCAACCUCCACUUUCAGAACAAGCAAGACUUCCACCUCCACUUCAGCCCCAGGUACUGAACCAACCAGGGCUUCAAGCCUUUGCCUCAGAAAGACCUAAACCCCUAAUACAGACUGUUAGCCCAGACUGGACCCAUGGAGAGCAUGGAUUUGACAUGUUUAGUACAUCACAGGGGGAGGUCGCUGUGGAUGAACCUUCAUGGCUGUCUUCUACAGAAAGUUCUAAAGCACCUAUACCUGUACCUAGACAGUCCACUCUGGAUCAAAUACUCCAACGACAUGAAGAACGGAUUAAAGAACCCAAUCCGAGUCCUACUUUAGCUCCUUCACUGACGCCUUCUGGCCCCAUACCUACAAUGUUCCCUGUCCAGAUGCCUACACCCAAUCUUGCAACUUCCCCAGGUCACAUUUUGACCCCAGAGAGAUUCUUGACUGCCGACGGUCUUUUUGGUGGUAGUUUGAAGGAAAGUCAGUCUACCUUGCCUCUACCAGUAACCGAACCAAUGUGGAGCCCAAGCUGGGAGCCAGCAUCCCAGGAACCGAGCCAGAUGCCACGGAGGAGCACAGGGUCUCAGGUGAACGAGCAGUCACGAAUGCGAUCAAGAAGCGUUAACCAGAGACCUGCUCCUGUAGAGACGUCUGUAGACGGCCCACUAGCUCGAAUCAGGAGCCGCAGCGCACAUAGAGACAAAACACAAGAAAGUUUGGAGCAGCUGAGGCAGAGAGGACAGGACGGGGGUAAGGACACGGACACCCUGGUGCAGGAGACUGACAGUCAGUACGGGACAUGGGACACAGGACUGCACACGGAUGACAGUCUGACUCCCGUCACUCCAUCAUCAGACAGCAACCUCCCGUCUCCACGGAAACCCUCUUUGCCUCAAACGCCACAGGAGCAGAAGGAGCCUUUUAAUUUCCCCCAGUCACCCACUACCCUGCUGGACUCCAGCGCUCAGCGUUCCAAAGCUCAGCUGAGUAAGAGCUGUCGCCGCCGCAGAGCUCCACCCUCUCGGGCCGCUCGUCACUCUGUCCUAAUAGAUGGCAUAGAGUUUGGUACUGAUGAGUGGAGAUUCAAAGACACCACAGAGGAUAAACCUGACUCGGCUAAACAGCAGGAUGACGAGUCAGACGAAGAGGAACCGACUCGAGAGUCUCGCACCUCCACCUCCUCACAGCCUCAGAGAGUGUCGCUCUUCCCUGGCAUGGACCCCUCAGCUCUGAUGGCUCAGCUGAAGAAGAGAGGAGAGACAGACAGUCAGACAGACGGGUCGUCUCCAUCACAGCUCUCUCGCUCGCCUAAAUCUCCCUUCCUGGGCAGAGCGUCUCGAGUGCUGCCCCCUGCAGGUGGUAAAGAGAACGGAGACGAGUCGUCGCCUCAGUGGCUGAAAGAAUUAAAGACCAAGAAACGUUUCAGUCAAAUCGAGAACGACGGCUAGAACUUACAAGAUGCCUUAUAACUGGAGUAUCUGUAGCUCGACUGCGAUGACGCACGCCUUAACCUUUGACCCCCGGCAUCGAUGGGAACUCUGCUGCUGCUGAUGACAUCAUUGUCCACCACUUUCUCUGUGCUCCUCCCAUUGGUGUCACAUGUGCAUGGUGCCUUCCUAGGAGAUCUACAACCGACAAGAAGAGAUCCGUGUGUGUGUCUGUGUGUGUGUGUGUGUGUGUGUUUGUGUGUGUGUGUUCGUGUUCAUUUCCUGUGAGAGGAUUCCUAUAGCAUAAAGACACUUUAUCUAAACCAACACUUCCUGGUUUGUGAUGUCAUCAGGAAGAAGAUGGUUCACGGGACCACGUGUGUGUACUACAGUGACCCCGACAUGCUCGUCUGACUGGAGGACACUUAUUUACUCCAUUUUUUUUUGUCCAUUUAUUGUUACUCUCUGCUUGGUGGGUUUAGGUGGUGCACACGAUACCUUCUCUUUUCUGAUUGGUCGCCGAAUGACGGCUGCGUUAACGUUCAGAUUAAAGUAUUUAGGAGCUUAAAAAAAGUGUGAAUGUAACUGAGGAUCGUAUUUUCUUAUGUUUAAAGAAGGCGUUCGGGAGAUUUAUUAUUAAACGCUCUUUAACUCCCGGUGACGGCGUCCGCAAAGAGAUUUACUUAUAAUAUGUUUAAAGACACGCAGCGUUAUUAUGCGUCAUUAGGAUUUAUUCCUUUUACUGACGAUCGGUUUAUAAACACAUGACGAUCCUCAUAGCGUGAGAUUGACCGAAAACCGCCGCUAGCGUGGGACGUAACGAACUGCUCCGCUGCCUCCUUAAAAAAAAUAAAUACAAAAAAAACAAAACAAAACGUAAUCAUAUAAAAUUACCGUCAGGUUUCAGACACACGAUCUUCAUCAUCCUCACCCACCGAUUUGUUCACCCUCUGGAAUGUUAGAGGUUUAUUUCACAGCCGUGUGUCUGAUUCCCGGCCGUCAGCGUGACACAAACCUUCAGGAAAAAUCCGAUCGUUCGUCACUAAGCCCCGCCCACGACGUUUAACGAUGGAGCGGCGCGGAGGAAAGCGGGACGUACGAAUGUUUUUAAUUGACAAAACACUUUCUAUUCCUAAACAAGUGGAAGAUCGUCUCUGUUUUUUUAACUGCAUGUACAAUCGUUUAUUUUUAAUCUCUCUCUCGUACACAAAACCGGCCGCUCGACGUUACUGAUGCUGCACAAUCAGAGCCUCGAGAUGUUAGAUGAGCGGUGAAGGGUGAAAGCUGGUGUUUUGUCUCCGUCACUCUGCGUUCUUUUUGUUUUGCUUGUUGGGUUUGUACAGAGGUGCGAAAUGGAAAACUUUAGCUGUUGAGUUCUUGUUUUGUUUUGUUUUGGUUUGGGGACUAAACCCCGAGCUGCACUUUCCCUCGGCUGAUGACCACCAGGACUGACGAGUUCCUGCCACUUUAUAAAGCAUGUUGAGAUGUGGAGAGAAUGUGUGUAUUGUGGUGUGUGAGUCUCCUCGUAUUGUUGUGCGUUUGUGGGAAAUUCACGUCUAUCUUUGUAUUUUUUAAUUUCACCAUAAAGAUGUAUAGUGCACUGUGUUGUAAAACCGGUGGUUAUGAGACUGUAAAUUCAUAAUAAAAUUGACAAUAAAUUUA